This is a messenger RNA of Anopheles marshallii, 681 nucleotides long. It is a transcript of the gene Hsc20, whose product is annotated as iron-sulfur cluster co-chaperone protein HscB. The record is from RefSeq and is a predicted model, not a curated record. Gene Ontology annotation, cellular component: mitochondrion. NCBI's taxonomy places the organism in Eukaryota, Metazoa, Arthropoda, Insecta, Diptera, Culicidae. The transcript has 2 exons. Gene Ontology annotation, molecular function: protein-folding chaperone binding; ATPase activator activity. Gene Ontology annotation, biological process: protein complex oligomerization; [2Fe-2S] cluster assembly. Bases 1 to 681 code for a protein of 226 amino acids.
AUGUUGGUGGUCACACAUUUUAGGAGAGGAUUGGAGAAAUGGUUUCAGAUGUCAACAAUACAGCGCAGAGCUAUUGCCGCUGCAAACAACCGGUGUUGGAAAUGUGGUAACUUCGAAGUUACGAACAUGUUUUUCUGUGCAUCCUGUGGCGCAAUCCGCGAAACAUUGAAGGAACAAGAUUUUUUUGAAUUGUUAAAAAUUAGCAAGGAGUUCAAGAUCGAUUCCUCGACGCUCGUGCAGAAUUACCGACAUAUUCAAAGUAUGAUACAUCCGGACAAAUUUGCACAUAAAUCUGAGCAAGAAAAAGCGAUCGCGUUAGAAUGGAGCUCCUUGGUUAACAAAGCUUAUAGGACUCUAUCGAAAUCGAUUGAAAGAGGCAAGUAUUUACUUGCGUUGAGUGGCGUUACCAUAUCGGAGGAAAAUACUUCCGUCGAUAAAGAGUUUCUCUUUACCAUGAUGGAUGUGAAUGAAUCCGUAGAAGAUGCACAAACUACGGAAGAGCUACAAAAAAUAGCAUCACAGUUGUCAGUAAACAUCGAAGAUCUUAAUUCCAAGCUGGAUCAACUAUUCGAGUCGAAUGAUAUGGAUGGAGCCAAAGAGACAAUAAUUCGUCUGAAAUAUUUGCUGAACGUUGAGAGCACAAUCAAAGAAAAGCUAUUACAGUUGAAUUUAAAAUACUAG